Messenger RNA from Naegleria gruberi, 1842 nucleotides. RefSeq lists its product as uncharacterized. The transcript has a single exon. Bases 1 to 1842 code for a protein of 613 amino acids. NCBI's taxonomy places the organism in Eukaryota, Heterolobosea, Eutetramitea, Acrasida, Naegleriidae. The record is from RefSeq and is a predicted model, not a curated record.
AUGUCUUCGAUGCCUCCGUUCGUGAAACAAAAUUCAACCUCAAGCGUUUCAUCAUCUUCAGCUCCUAAAGCCUCAAAGCCAUCAUUUAGGGAAAGAUAUCAAUUGGAUUCACCUUCUUCAUCCCCUAGGACACCAACAACAAUUGGAGAAGAUGGAUUUAAUUCUACUGUUUCUGUUGAAGAAACAAGAUCGCCUUCCAACAUUGUUUCGGCGGUAACAUCAUCAAAGGCAAGAAUUAUGGCUUUGCAAGAGGUUUUGCUCUCAAGAAAAGAAAAGGAUAGAAGUGAAUCACCAGCUGGUGAACAAAGAAAAACUCCAUUUUCUAUGGAUUUUGAGAAUAGAUCGUCACCAAGAGUCUCUCCAAGAAAUGUCUUUGACAACACUAAGGAGACAACUCCUACUAUUGCCGUAACUUCAUCAUCGAAUGUAUUUACAGUACAAGGAGGUGAAGAGGGGAAUAAGGUGGAAGUAAGUCAAGAUCCAGUGCAAGCACAUUUGGACAGAAUUAUGAAUAGAAGAAAGGAAAGAGUUGUGACACAACCUGAACCAACGCAACCAGUAAUGGAUACCCCAAAGAGAGAACAAGAAACAAAUGACAAGUUACAAGCAAUUUUCGAAAGAAGAAAGAAUAGAGAAGAUAAAUUGGAACAAAUAUUAAUUGGAGAAGAUUCUAACUCAUCAGAAGAUGCUUCAUCUGCAUCAGGAGACAUUAUGAAUGAAUUCUUGAAACGAAGUGUUGAGAAUAGCAGAGAAUCAUCACCAGUUCCAACCUCAACUUCUGAUCCAUCAAAGAUAUCAGAUCCAAAAAUUCCAAUGUCUGAAGCUACUUACAAUCAACCAGAACCUAGAGAAAAUAUUCAACCAAAAAUUGUUGAACCACCAGCAAGAGCAGUGGAAGAUAGAAGAGAUCUCACACCAACAUUGCAUCUGGAUCAUUUGAAAUCAUCUCCAAUGCGUGGAUCCCCUAAGAUGCUUAGAUUCAAGGAAGAAGAUGAAAUUUCCAGGCCAAUUGAAGCACUUCCACAUAAUGUAUCAUUGUGGAGAAUAACUGGAGAAAGAUGGAAACUCUACAAUGUUUCUUCGUUCCUUUCCAAAGAGUCGAUGGCAAUAUUGUCGAAUAGAACAACAGAACAACCAAAUAAUUUCGAUGCCUUCUUUAAUGAGACAGACACUGACCAAGGUGAAAGCUAUCCUCACUACCAAAAAGCUCUUCAAAAUCCAUAUCCUUCUUAUCCAUACGAUCCUAAACCUGUCAGCAAUCCAUUUUCUUCUGAAUUGAAUUCCCCACAACCAAGAAUGUUCAAAUUCAGAAAUCUUGAUGAUUUAUUCCAAGCAUCUUUUGAAGUUCCAACAGAAAAUGGCAUUGGAAAGAGACAGGCAUUUAGAGCUGAUUUGAAUGGUAACUUUUUGAGAUGUCUCAAAACUAAUCAAGUUUUCAAUCAAUUUUUAUCUAUCGAAGAAGAAAUUCUGAAUAGAUUGAUAACAGGAAAGGAAGUUCUUAAAAACACUCCAAAAGGAAAGGUACACAAGAGAUACCUUUUUAUUGAUCCAAAGAAUAAGGAAUUGGUAUGGAGCGAAAAUGAAAAGAAAAAGACUGGACUUGCUCGUGCUUCAAGAAGAAUCAAAUUGGCCGAUAUCACCCAAUUGAAAGCAUUGGAAAUGACAAUGGAUCAAGCAAGAGUUAUGAAGAUUGCAGUUCCAUACGAUAAGAAGCCAUUUGGUUUGGUUAUUGUAUCACGAACAAGAACUGCUGAAUUUAUUGCAACAGAGAAACCAUCCGAAUUCCUUGCUAUAGUAGUUGCCAUUGCUUUAGCAGCUCACAAAUAUGGAACAACAAUUUAA